This is a messenger RNA of Botrytis deweyae, 1970 nucleotides long. RefSeq lists its product as uncharacterized. Bases 191 to 1726 code for a protein of 511 amino acids. Gene Ontology annotation, biological process: glucose metabolic process; pentose-phosphate shunt, oxidative branch. Gene Ontology annotation, cellular component: cytosol. The transcript is spliced from 6 exons. The record is from RefSeq and is a predicted model, not a curated record. Lineage: Eukaryota; Fungi; Ascomycota; Leotiomycetes; Helotiales; Sclerotiniaceae. Gene Ontology annotation, molecular function: glucose-6-phosphate dehydrogenase activity; NADP binding.
CGUCAUACAUCCCAUCAAUCUUAGCGGGGUCGAGUCUUUCAUCAAAAGCGGACAAACCCAACAUUUUUCUUGAGCUUCUUCUCAAACCUUCAAUCCCUCUUCACUUAUUAAAAGCCUUGUUGAUCUUCAGGAAAAUUUGAUUGUUUCUCCCUUUCUCCCUUUUUCACACAUCACAAACAAUACAUACAAAAUGGCCGACACUGUUAUCAAACCAGAGGAGUCUGGCAAUGCUGGAUCUCUCGAACUGAAGGACAACACUGUUAUCAUUGUUUUGGGAGCUUCUGGUGAUCUUGCAAAGAAGAAGACUUUCCCAGCUCUUUUCGGUCUCUAUCGCAACCAAUUCCUCCCAAAGGAUGUCAGAAUUAUUGGAUAUGCGCGAACGAAGAUGGACCACGAGGAAUAUAUUAAGAGAGUUAGAUCAUAUAUUAAGACUCCCACCAAGGAUAUGGAACAGCAACUUCAAGAGUUCUGCGAUAUCUGUACAUACAUCUCCGGACAGUAUGAUAAGCCAGAGGGUUUCAUCGAGCUUAGAAAACACUGCGAGGAGUUCGAAAAGGGAAGAAAAGAAGCCAACAGAAUCUUCUACAUGGCCUUACCUCCUUCGGUCUUUACAACUGUAUCCCAACAACUAAAAGCAAACGCCUAUCCAGAGACCGGUGUAGCAAGAAUCAUUGUUGAGAAGCCAUUUGGAAAGGAUUUGGGAAGUUCCCGUGAGUUACAAAAGGCAUUGGAGCCAAACUGGAAGGAAGAUGAGAUCUUCCGUAUCGAUCAUUACCUUGGAAAGGAGAUGGUCAAGAACAUUUUGAUUUUGAGAUUCGGUAACGAGUUUUUCGGUGCUACAUGGAACCGAAAUCACAUUGACAAUGUUCAAAUCACAUUCAAGGAACCUUUUGGAACCGAAGGCCGAGGAGGUUAUUUUGACGAAUUCGGUAUCAUCAGAGAUGUUAUGCAAAACCAUCUUUUACAAGUCCUCACCCUCCUCGCCAUGGAGAGACCAAUCUCAUUCUCCGCAGAGGAUGUUAGAGACGAAAAGGUCCGAGUUCUUCGCGGUAUUCCAGCAAUCGAGCCAAAGAAUGUCAUCAUUGGUCAAUAUGGCAAAUCCUUAGACGGAAACAAGCCUUCCUACAAGGAAGACGACACCGUACCAAAGGAUUCGAGGUGCCCCACAUUCUGUGCUAUGGUUGCCUAUAUCAAGAACGAGCGAUGGGACGGUGUACCAUUCAUCCUGAAGGCUGGUAAGGCUCUUAACGAGCAAAAGACCGAGAUCCGAAUUCAAUUCAAGGAUGUCACAUCUGGUAUCUUCAAAGAUAUCCCAAGAAACGAGCUUGUUAUGCGCAUUCAACCAAACGAGAGUGUUUAUAUUAAGAUGAACUCCAAGUUGCCAGGUUUGAGCAUGCAAACUGUUGUCACUGAACUCGACUUGACUUACCGUCGCCGAUUCUCUGAUCUCAAGAUCCCAGAAGCAUAUGAAUCCCUCAUUCUUGAUGCUCUUAAGGGUGAUCACUCCAACUUUGUUCGUGAUGAUGAGCUUGAUGCAAGUUGGAGAAUCUUCACCCCACUCUUACAUUACCUCGACGACAACAAGGAGAUUAUCCCCAUGGAAUACCCAUACGGCUCCCGCGGACCCGCCGUCUUGGAUGACUUCACCUCUUCCUACGGAUACAAGUUCAGCGACGCAGCUGGUUACCAAUGGCCAACUACCCAAACCGCUCCUAACAAGCUGUAAAUUGGUGUGUUAGUCGCCAAUAAAUGAAUAACUAGAUACCUGGUAUGAAGGCAUGAAAUUGAUAGAUAGAUACGAUGAUUCAUGAAGGAUUCCCAUACACAUAUUCGGAUGGUGGUUUUUCUUCAUAUUUAUGAUAGCUGAAUGAAAAGCCAAAUUUACAUAAUGAACAAAAUCAUGCUUUACCUGUGGGAGUUGACCAACAAAAACUUUUUGGGUCACAUUAUCUCUUCUGUGAUCAUACUCC